Syzygium oleosum is the source of this 1343-nucleotide messenger RNA. Its product is annotated as transcription factor bHLH61-like. Gene Ontology annotation, cellular component: nucleus. Lineage: Eukaryota; Viridiplantae; Streptophyta; Magnoliopsida; Myrtales; Myrtaceae. The transcript has 4 exons. The coding region runs from base 93 to 1148 and encodes 351 amino acids. The record is from RefSeq and is a predicted model, not a curated record. Gene Ontology annotation, molecular function: DNA-binding transcription factor activity; protein dimerization activity; sequence-specific DNA binding. Gene Ontology annotation, biological process: regulation of DNA-templated transcription.
CUCCUUCUCGCUGAUCACUCAACUCUAUUUCUCUCCUGCCCCCAGAGAGAGAGAGAGAGAGAGAGAGAGAGAGAGAGAUAGAGAGAGAGAUUAUGGAGCUCUCAGAGCAAGGCUUUUUGGAGGAGCUGCUGGCUCCAAGGAGAGAGAUGGCCACUUGUUGGACCACUCUCCACCCACACAACGAUCUCCUUCUUCCUCCGUGCUGGAGCCUCGACUCUUUGGGCGACAACCCGGCUUUCGCCUCCUCGAACCCUUUGCAAAUCUUGUCCCUAUCCCACCAACCCGCCGUCUUCGACGAUGCCCGCUUCGCCGAGGCCUAUCACCCCUUGGACGUUGUCCACACGUACACCGUCCCUCCGGAGCUCGAGUACACCGCGAAUUAUAACAACGGCAACGACGCAUAUGCCUCGAUGGUGGAGGAUGAGGAGAUGUGCGACCUCAUCGGCAACGACCAUUAUGGCCAGUGCGCGGAAGAGAGGAUGAUGACGAUGAACAGCUGCAAGGUUGAGGCCUCGGAGCAAGCUGCGGAUAUCAACAAUGGCGGGCUUACUGGGAAUACCGAUGCCGGGUCGUCAUACUGCUUCGAGAAGAGGAGCUCGAGGCCAAAGAAGUUGGAAGGCCAGCCGUCGAAGAACUUAAUGGCGGAGAGGCGGAGAAGGAAGCGCUUGAACGACCGGCUUUCCAUGCUCAGGUCGAUUGUUCCCAAGAUAAGCAAGAUGGACAGGACAUCAAUCCUAGGAGACACCAUAGAUUACAUGAAAGAGCUCCUAGAGAGGAUCAACAAGCUUCAAGAUGAAGAAGAAAUGGAGGUUGGAACAAGCAGUCCACUCAAAUUGAUGGGCAUCUCCAAAGAUCUAAAGCCCAACGAAGUCCUUGUUAGAAAUUCACCCAAGUUUGAUGUGGAGAGGAGAGAUACGAACACCCGGAUCGACAUCUGCUGUGCCACAAAGCCCGGGUUAUUGCUUUCAACUGUGAACACGUUAGAAGCACUCGGCCUCGAGCUUCAACAGUGCGUCAUAAGCUGCUUCAAUGAUUUCUCAAUGCAAGCUUCUUGUUCAGAGGUAAACGAAGGAAGAGCGCUGUUGAGUCCAGAAGACAUAAAACAAGCAUUGUUCAGAAAUGCUGGAUACGGAGGAAGAUGUCUUUAGUAGAGAGGUUGCAAAGAAAAAAGAAAGAAAGAAAUUGCAAGUGAGGACAUGGUUUUCCUCUAUUUUCUUAUUUGGUGUUCGAUUGGAUUGGAUUGGAGGAUCAAUUCUUGUUCAGCUCCAUCCUCAGUACUGGUUUAAUUAUGUGUUAGCUACUCCAACUUGGGGUUAGAAAUUGAUUCCUUUAUUUUGCAAUAA